Cherax quadricarinatus is the source of this 717-nucleotide messenger RNA. NCBI's taxonomy places the organism in Eukaryota, Metazoa, Arthropoda, Malacostraca, Decapoda, Parastacidae. The record is from RefSeq and is a predicted model, not a curated record.
AUGGAUCAUCCUGACGAGAAUGGUCCACUGGCCCUGAUCCUGAUUGCGGUGAAGCCGGACACGACAGAGUCCAUGUUCCUCUUCGCAGUGACCAACCCGCUGGAGAACCUCAUCCAGCUGGGGGUUUCCCUCACUCCCGGUGGGCCAGGAGCCACUAAUCUUUCUCUCUACUACACUGACGGAGACAGACACAUGACCUCACAAGCCAUAGCUUCCUUCCUCGUGCCCCAGUUCACCGGAUCCUGGACCAGGUUGUCGUUGAAAGUGACGGAAGAGGAGGUGCAGCUGUGGUUCAACUGUCAGGUGUACAACAGUGUGUUAGUCAGACGGGUCCCCUUACAGCUGGUGUUUGACUCAGCCUCCACACUCUACAUCGGCCAGGCAGGAGGCAUCUUCAAGGGAGAAUUUGAGGGGGCGCUGCAGGAGCUCAAAAUCUACAACAUGCCCGACAUGGCGAAGGUGCAGUGCGACAACAACUUCGCGUAUUUUGGUUCUGGCUCUGGCGAUGGUCGCAGCGAUGUGCCUAUCAUGGAAGACUAUUUCUCGCUGGAUAUGGAAGAUGACGAUGACUCGUCGGUGCCAGCUGGAGGGUUCUGGCUGUCCAGCUGGAGGGGCACCGCCCCCUACACCCCGCCACCCCUUAAAGGUACGUCAUUACUACAUUGUGGGUCACAGUACACGAUGAGUCACCAUACAAGUGAGUCCCAGUACACGUGA